AUGACUUCCCCAUCUGUCUCCACAAUUCUGGAUGGAAUUGCCAGUUCACGCGAGGCAUUCGACAAGAACGAAGCCGGCUCAAGAGAAGCUCUGAUUGACCAAAGCCGCGCGCUGAUUGCAGCAUUGGAAAUCCCAAGCGAGUUCGUCCAGCGCACCUUCUGGGCAGAGCCAGCUCAAAGCGCCAUUAUCCGUCUCGCCGUCGAUGUCAAGCUUUUCCAAUGCCUCAAGGAUGCAGGAGAUGCGGGACUCACUCCGUCAGCAUUUUCCGAGAAGGCUCAGGUCGACAGUACACUCCUGCAACGCCUAACGAGACAUCUGGUGGCAAUGAACCUUGUGUCAUUCCACAACGGAGCGUUCUACGCCACGAAGCUGAGUAACGGUCUCGCAGCAGAGAACUAUCAACACAGCAUCAGUUUCUGUUAUGAUGUGGCGCGCCCUUCAUUUAACGGAUUCCCGGAAUAUUUUAAGAAGUCCGAAUAUAAUUCCCCGACUCUGGGUGGAACUGACGGCCCGUUUCAAGAGGCGCACAAAACAGACCUCCCGUUCUUUGAAUGGCUUGUUGCGACACCACCGCACCUCCAGCAUUUCGACUCCUUCAUGAGCGCGUACCGCGCGGGUAAGCCAAACUGGCAUGAGUUCUACCCCGUGGCCGAGAGAUUAACCACGGGCUUCGAUGCUUCUAUUAGCGAUGUUCUCCUCAUCGACGUUGGUGGCGGAAAGGGUCACGAUGUGGCUACCUUUGCUGCGCAUUAUAGUCCUUGCUCGGGUAGAAUUGUGCUCCAGGAUCGAGAGCCUGUCAUCGCAGGUGUUGUAGCUGAUGGCAUAGAGCGAGCUUUCGAAGCACAAGCUCACGACUUUUUUACGCCGCAGCCUAUCAAGGGUGCACGCGCAUACUCUCUUCAUUCUAUUCUCCACGAUUGGAGCGAUGAAGAUGGCGUCAAGAUCCUGCAGAAUCUUGUGCCUGCUUUAAAGAAGGGUUAUUCACGUGUCCUGUUCAACGAGAUCGUGAUUAACGAAGAAAAACCUACACUCGCAGCGACUAAUAUGGAUAUGAUGAUGUUGGCGCAUUUUGCCGUGAGAGAAAGAACGGAGGCUGAUUGGAGAGAUAUCCUGGCGCAAGCUGGAUUGAAGGUGGUCAAUAUCUACACCUAUCCGGGCGUUGCAGAGAGUUUAAUUGAGGCAGAGCUGGCCUGA
Molecule: messenger RNA, 1194 nt
Organism: Penicillium samsonianum
Lineage: Eukaryota; Fungi; Ascomycota; Eurotiomycetes; Eurotiales; Aspergillaceae
Exons: 2
Coding region: 1-1194 (397 amino acids)
Molecular function (GO): O-methyltransferase activity
Source: RefSeq, a predicted model, not a curated record